This is a messenger RNA of Tripterygium wilfordii, 1299 nucleotides long. RefSeq names its product putative nuclease HARBI1. Lineage: Eukaryota; Viridiplantae; Streptophyta; Magnoliopsida; Celastrales; Celastraceae. The record is from RefSeq and is a predicted model, not a curated record. The transcript has a single exon. The coding region runs from base 1 to 1299 and encodes 432 amino acids.
AUGGCAGGUCCUUCUAAUUGGCAAUUUCAACAACAAAUUAUGGAACAAUUUUUGGCUCUACAACAACAAGAGAUUGAUGACAUUAACAUGAUAGAGCAAGGUAUUGCAGAUUUAGAGGAGAACGAGCCAUCUAGAGUUUCUAGACGCACAUUCAUAAAUCGUGAUCGUGUCAAAGCGCACAACGAGCUUGUCAAGAAGUACUUUGCUGUGGACUGCAUUUACCCACAACGCAUGUUUCGACGCCGCUUCCGAAUGCGAAGGGAGUUGUUCCAUCGUAUUCGAGCCGACAUAGAAGUGGUUGAACCUUAUUUUCAGUUGAAAUAUGAUUGCACUGGUAGGGCAGGUUUUACAUCCAUCCAAAAAAUUACAGCAGCCUUGCGCAUUCUUGCUUACGGAAAUCCCAUUGACCGUGAGGAUGAAGCUCUUAGCAUUGCGGAGACAACGGCAACCGAGACUGUUCGUAUCUUUUGUCGGACAAUCAUUGACAUGUACUCUGAGCAAUAUCUAAGAUCUCCCAAUGAACGAGACCUGAUUCGAUUGAUAGAUGAGAAUAAAUCUCGUGGGUUUCCAGGGAUGAUCGGGUCUUUAGAUUGUAUGCACUGGGAAUGGAAAAAUUGUCCUACUGCUUGGCAUGGCCAGUAUGUUGGUCACUAUGGGAGGCCCACAAUGGUGCUAGAGGCUGUUGCAUCUCAAGAUCUUUGGAUAUGGCAUUCUUUCUUCGGUAUGCCUGGAUCGUACAAUGAUAUAUCCGUUCUUGACCACUCGCCGCUUUUCGACAGGUUCAUUCAAUGUCAAACACCAAACAUUCCGUACGAAGUAAAUGGAAGGAUGUAUCACAUUCCCUACUACUUAACUGAUUGCAUAUACCCUCACUAUGCCACAUUGGUCCAAACACUCAAGCACCCGAAAAAUGAGAUGGAGAAACAUUUUGCAAAAAAACAAGAAGCGGCAAGAAAGGAUGUCAAAAGAGCUUUCGGUGUGUUGCAAUCAAAAUGGGCAAUAACUCAGGGUCCGGUUCGAUUUUGGGAUGAAGAAACUGUCACAAAUAUUAUGAACUGUUGCAUUAUUCUUCAUAAUAUGAUCAUCGAAGAUGAGCGGCAUUUGAAUAUCGAACCAUGGCAGCCUGUUCUCGGUGAAGUAAUGCCAUCCGACCUACUUGAGCAUGAUGAAGGGCUGCUGGGAUGUUUCAUAUCUUCACGCAUGCAGCAAGUUCGUGAUAGGUCCGUCAAUGGUAGGCUUCGAAAUGACCUUAUGAUCCAUCUUUGGAAUAAUUUUGGUGGAGAGACUGCCCAUAUGUAA